Molecule: messenger RNA, 1865 nt
Organism: Triticum dicoccoides
Lineage: Eukaryota; Viridiplantae; Streptophyta; Magnoliopsida; Poales; Poaceae
Product: post-GPI attachment to proteins factor 3-like
Exons: 6
Coding region: 543-1589 (348 amino acids)
Biological process (GO): GPI anchor biosynthetic process
Cellular component (GO): endoplasmic reticulum membrane
Molecular function (GO): hydrolase activity, acting on ester bonds
Source: RefSeq, a predicted model, not a curated record
GUCCUCUCCCAUCUCCAUCUCCAUCUCCGACUGCGCCGCCACGACCACGACCCAUCUCCCAGCCUCGCUCACUCCGCCCUCCACCCGCCGCUCCCCUUCGCCGCCGCUCACCAGUCAGGGGCCACCGCCGCGCCGCUCCCGCCCCUCCGCUCCGUUCCUUGAGCUCGCCUUUGACCCGGCGGCGAGGACCUGCAGGCCGCCCUUCUCCUUCCUCGGACGGUUCCUCCCCGUUCCCCGACUCCACCCUCAGCCCUCUGGCUCUCUCAGGCACCAGGCUAGUCAGCAGCCAGCGGCAGCUCGCCCGUUUAGAUCUCCACCUCGCGCUCGCAGGCGGCGGCAGCAGCACCCACCCAAGGUACACUCCUGAAGGGCAUCAACAUUCUCUGUCAAUUGGAACUCGUUGCAGUGCUAGUCCUUGUCGUCCUCUCCCCUUUACUCCUGGACUGCCCUGGAGUGAAGAUCCAUCAGGACGCCACCCCUUUGGCCCCCAUAGCUGGUUGCGGUGAGGGGUUCGCGCACUGGACCCAGGCGUGCCUGCCGGGAUGGCCGGAAGUAGCCUCUGGGUAGUUCGAUUGGCUUCCCUUCUUGCAGUAGGAUUCGUGGUCGGCUCCGUCGAGGCCACCCCGGGAGAUGCUCAUCCGCAGUACAGAACUUGUGUGAAGGAGUGUCAGAAUACAGGGAUUAUUGGAAGUAACAUCAUCAGCCACUGCCAGUCCCGGGAUAACGACAGCACAUCUGCUGGAAGUUCAUGGUACACACAGGGGCCCCUUUACAUGCAGUUAAAACAACAAAACUGUAUGUCAGACUGCCGCUACUACUGCAUGAUACGAAGAGAAGAGGAACGACAAUUAGGUGGCCUGAGCCCUGUUAAAUAUCAUGGAAAAUGGCCCUUCAAACGUGUUUCUGUCUUCCAGGAGCCCCUUUCAGCUGCACUGUCUGCUCUCAACCUAUUGACGCACUUCACUGGCUGGGUUUCAUUCUUCCUGCAAGUGAAUUACAGAUUACCUCGUAGACCUCAGACGAAGAGGACAUACUAUGAAUACACUGGCUUAUGGCAUAUCUAUGCAAUAUUAUCACUGAAUGCAUGGUUCUGGAGCACUAUAUUCCAUACUAGGGAUAUUGACUUGACUGAGAAACUGGAUUACUCUUCAGCUGUGGCCCAACUUGGCUACUCUUUAAUCCUUACAUUGCUAAGAACUUUUAAUGUCAAGGAUGAGGCUGGCAGGGUGAUGUUUGCUGCACCUAUUCUAGCAUUCGUUACAACACACAUCUUGUAUCUUAACUUCUACGAACUUGACUACGGAUGGAACAUGAAAGUUUGUGUGGCAAUGGGUCUUGUUCACAUUGCUGCAUGGGCAGUCUGGUCUGUUGUGACCCAUCAUCCGUCACGAUACAAGGUUUGGAUCGUCGUAUUCGGAGGAGCUCUAGCUAUGCUUCUUGAGGUGUAUGACUUUCCUCCAUACAAGGGGUAUGCUGAUGCACAUUCGCUGUGGCACGCGAGCACCAUUCCUCUCACCUAUCUUUGGUGGACCUUCGUUAGAGACGAUGCAGAAUUCCGCACCUCCACACUUGUUAAGAAGGCCAAGUAGUAGUACAUUAAGGUUAGUAUGAAUGCUGUUAGCUUCUCCCUCUCUCAAGGUAACACAAGCAGAGGACAUGCGUGCUGCCAUGCCAUGCGUUCCCUGGACCGAUCAGGACAAACCAUUCAUCUUUCAGCGAAACUCAGCAUCUUGUUUAUGCGGUAUCUUUGGAUCUUGCCUUCCUGAUUUCUGUUUUGAUUGAUAUCAACAAUUGUUUUGUUCUGUAAUAGAAAAGGACAUAAUCUUUUUCGUGUCUGUUGAAAUGGUUCACCAUACGGGUUUCAA